GCAAUGUCAUUGUUGUGUAUCUGUGUGCGCAUGCUUGCUUGAAGCUCUAUAAAUAUUGAAGCACUGAAUAAAUACGUCCAAAUCCCUAGUCAACAUAGUAACCAUGUUGGGGUCAGUGGUGCUACUGUGUGUCUUCUUUCUCCUCCUCUUUCUCAUUAGGGUUCGCAGGCCUGUCGGCUUCCCGCCCGGACCGUGUCCGCUGCCGUUCAUAGGCAAUAUUCUGCAGCUGAGUGCCACGAAUCCUCUGAAAGACCUGGAGAGGCUCUCACAGCGCUAUGGCAAGAUCUUCAGCCUCUACUUGGGUUCGGGGCCUGUUGUGGUGUUAACGGGCACAGAGACCAUCCGUGAAGCACUGGUUACACGCGCCGCUGAGUUUUCUGGACGCCCAGAUAACCUCAUGAUUAGCCACAUAACAAAGGGCAAAGGGGUCAUCUUAGCAGACUAUGGUCCAAGCUGGAAGGAGCACAGACGGUUUGCUCUGUUUACGCUGAGGAACUUUGGUCUCGGGAAACGCUCCAUGGAAGAACGUAUCCUAGAAGAAAUCUCCCAUAUCAGCGCUGAGCUGGAGUCACAUGAUGGACAAUCCAUGGACCCUCAGGUUUUGUUCCACCAAGCUGCAUCCAACAUCAUCUGCUCUCUGAUAUUUGGCGAGAGAUUUGAGUGGAAAGACCCCGUCUUCAUCACCUUGAUCAAGGGGAUGCAGGAACUGACCGCUCUGGCCAUUGGACCCUGGGCCACGCUCUAUGAGAUCUGUCCUGCCCUGAGGAACCUGCCCCUCCCCUUCAGACGAGCAUUCACCAUCUACAACAGUGUCAAAGAACACACCCAGAAGGUUGUGUUGGAACACAAGAAGUCCAGGGUUCCGGGCAAGCCCAGAGACCUCAUUGACUGCUACUUAGACCAGCUGGAUAAGACAGCGAAUGAAGACUCAACAUUUGAUGAGACACAGAUGAUAAUAUUGCUGCUUGACCUGUUUAUAGCCGGGACAGACACCACCUCCACCACCUUUCGCAGUCUCAUGAUACAGCUCAUGAACAACCAAAACAUACAGGAGCGCUGUCAUCGGGAGAUAGAGGCGGUGAUGGAAGGGCGGCCACACCCCUCCUACGAGGAUCGGAGCGCCAUGCCGUACGUCCAGGCCGUGAUCCAUGAGUCACAGCGCUUUGGUGACAUUGUGCCACUCAGUGUGUUCCACUGCACCACCUGCAACACCCAACUGCAGGGGUUUGAGCUGCCCAAGGGUACAACAGUAAUCCCUAACUUAUCCUCAGCGCUGCAUGAAGAGAGCCAGUGGAAGUUCCCUCACGAGUUCAACCCUGAAAACUUCCUCAAUGAAGACGGGGAGUUUGUAAAGCCAGAUGCCUUCAUGCCUUUCUCAAUUGGUCCACGCGUGUGUCUAGGCGAGGGUCUGGCACGCAUGGAGCUGUUCCUCAUCACGGUGACCUUGCUCCGUCAGUUCCAGUUUGUCUGGCCCAAGGAUCAAGACCCCCUGGACCCCAGUACUAUCUUUGGGGCAGUGCAGUCCCCUAAGCCCUACCACAUGGGGGUGUGUUUCAGGAAAAGCCAGAGAGGGUGAAGUGUUUUAGAGGUGGAGAACUUGUACUUGUAAUGCUGCUACCCAGAUUGUUCUGUUUGAUCCAGACUUUCUGUUAUGAAGAAAAGAUCAGUUGUGUGUCACAGGAUUUUUAGUUGCAGUUAAUAAAACUGGAUUAUUGACAGAAUAAAGAUACUAGAUU
Molecule: messenger RNA, 1736 nt
Organism: Hypomesus transpacificus
Lineage: Eukaryota; Metazoa; Chordata; Actinopteri; Osmeriformes; Osmeridae
Product: cytochrome P450 2B4-like
Exons: 9
Coding region: 104-1576 (490 amino acids)
Biological process (GO): xenobiotic metabolic process
Cellular component (GO): cytoplasm; intracellular membrane-bounded organelle
Molecular function (GO): heme binding; oxidoreductase activity, acting on paired donors, with incorporation or reduction of molecular oxygen, reduced flavin or flavoprotein as one donor, and incorporation of one atom of oxygen; iron ion binding
Source: RefSeq, a predicted model, not a curated record